ACGUGUAUGUAGGGGCCUGUGUUUAGUGCUCUACUAUCGGAGAACUGCAGAGCCCAAAUUUAAUUGUUCAAACGUAACAAUUCGCGAGUGCGCACUGAAGGCGGACGUUGGAUUUAACCGCUUAAUGAGAGGAGGUGUUGGACAGUUCCGACAGUUUGCAAGAGCGUUACGCACAAGAUGAACACAAGUGAUUCAAGUUGCUCCACGGACACCUCAAAGACUUCAGAGAAAAUUAAGAGGCCAUUAAACGCCUUUAUCCUCUGGUCCAAGAAAAGGAGGAGGGUCAUCGCUAACGAAAAUCCACAGAUGCACAACUUUGACAUCAGUAGAAAACUAGGCUUGGAAUGGCAAAAACUGUCCGAGGACGAGAAAGCGAAUUACUUUGAAGAAGCCAAGCGUUUGAAAGAGGAGCAUAAACAACAAUAUCCUGAUUACAAAUACCAACCAAGAAAACGUGAUAAAACAAACAAAAGAAACAAGCUUCUUCACGGGACGCCGUUUCAGUUCAGCUUCUAUCCACACGACACCACAGGGUUCUUCGAUAGCAGGUACCACUUCUCAGUGCCUGACUCGAGGCCAUCGUUUCCUGCAGAACCCUUGCUACCUCACGGAGAACACGCUGCGGCGAGCAGCGAGGAUCAUAUAACACACAGCACUCACGCAAAACCAACACACUCGGAUCACAGUACCCACAGUGUCAUUUACCAGAGCUUCCGGCCUCAGUCUUGCGAUGGAUUUGUACCUUACAGGAGUUUGGAGCCUCCAUACAUGCCUCUGCGGCCCAAUUUUGACUUCUCACAUCUCAACUGGUACGGUUCGUCUUCGGCGUCCAGCCGCAUAGCCCCUGUACCGUACUGUAGUCGAAUGUACCCGUGGCACGCGGCGCGUCAAACCGAUUUCCACUCGUGAGAACGGCGCGCCACGAACUCUUGAAACCUAGCGAGUUUACCAAAGAAAGAAACAUUUGAAGGUAUAGUAGAGAUAUAGAGACAUUAUUUGGCAAUUUAGGAUGUAAAAAUGCAAGCAGAGACAUUAUUAAAUUUAUUGCUGAUCAAAACGACGUUGAAAUUGUUAGUUUAAUUGGUGAAGACACUUCUAAAGUACCUCAUGAUUACUUCAAUUUCACUUUGCGGGCAUCCCAUCGUCUUAAGUAGACGCAAAAACCAAAUGCAGAAGCUAAUAGCAAACGGAAGUGGCUUUUCGCUUAUUGUCAUUGUUUCUUUUAACUAUUUUGUAAAGUACAGUAACUUAAAUCCAACGCGGUACUUUACAUUUUGUUAAAAGCUGUUAGCAAAUAUACCGACGUGUACAGUUUAGUUCAUCUACUCGUUGUCCCGUAUUUCAAUGUUUUUGUAGAAACUCAUACUUCCACUUAAAUUUAUGGACGUUGAAUCAUUGUACGAAGUAUUAUUAUAAAAAUCAAAGUUUUCGAUUACACUAAAUCGCUUAGUUAAUGAAAAGUCAAUUUUUACUCAUUUAAGAACGUUAUAAGGCUGUAAAUUGACUAGAUGGCAGUCAAUUUUUUAACUAGCCGCUAACAAACGGAAAAAAGUAACUGGCGCUUUGUCUUGACUGACCCACUCAUCUGAGCAUCAAGUAUUCUCCUCUCUGCGAGCUUAACUGAGUAAAUUUUGAGUGAAGAAAGCGGUAUUUUGUAGAACCCAAGUGCUAAUACACGUGGCAAGUACAUAGAAUAAUACUUCAGUAAUUGGACAGGGUGCAAAAGUUGCGCAAAUGUUCAGCCCAUUUAUGUGUGAGCCGGCGGCUUUGAAGAAAUUACAGGAAAACGUAUUUCACUUUUAUUCAGUAAUUCUCAACACCUAAUCCUUUAUUUCACCUUUCGAUAAACGCAUAAAACCAGUCGGCAUACGGAAGAUGUAAAAGUUUCAUUAAAUCGUUUCACGGCUACAUAUAGAGUCAACAAACUACAAACACAUCCUGACAUGCUAAAUAAAACACGAUGCGAGGCUGAAGUUCUGUUGCUAGCAGUAAGCUCUGUGAUAAAGAGCACUGUCUCGGGCUUUAUAGAGAUAUAAAAGGCUUUCUCUAAGCUGUUGGUGUACUCAGAAACUUGGACAAUAAUCUCCAAUGUAGGUUAAAGUAUGAGCCACGGGAGAAAGAAGGAAAAAUUCUAUAGCAACCUUUAAUCGACACAAGCUACGAGUUUAUUUAAUUUUUAUUAGAAACCUACAGUACUGAUUUUUUUGUGGAAUCUGACUUAUGCAUAAAUGCUCGAAAUCUACCUAGUUUCUCUAAAUUAGAGAACGUUUUCAUGUAAGGAUUAGCUUUUAAAUUCAGAUUAUUAUAUCGAAACAUAUAAUGUAUGUCUUAAAGGUAAAAUAAAGCAAUUGUUCAGCGCUCCUCA
Messenger RNA from Stylophora pistillata, 2365 nucleotides. Its product is annotated as sex-determining region Y protein. Gene Ontology annotation, molecular function: RNA polymerase II cis-regulatory region sequence-specific DNA binding; DNA-binding transcription activator activity, RNA polymerase II-specific. The record is from RefSeq and is a predicted model, not a curated record. Gene Ontology annotation, biological process: positive regulation of transcription by RNA polymerase II; cell differentiation. Gene Ontology annotation, cellular component: nucleus. NCBI's taxonomy places the organism in Eukaryota, Metazoa, Cnidaria, Anthozoa, Scleractinia, Pocilloporidae.